GCCGUAUGACGAACAAAAAUACGCCCCAAACUCAAACGAAUGGUUAUUUUGAUAGUCGAGUCCUUUCCAGAACUCACGCAGAGAUCUGGAAUGAUAAUGGAAAAUCUAGUAAUGGCACCUUCGUUAACGGAAAACGCAUUAGCCUUGAAGACAAAGAAGGCGAGCCUGUUGAACUUAAAAAUUAUGAUACAUUG
Messenger RNA from Racocetra fulgida, 194 nucleotides. The record is from the annotation of a GenBank genome assembly. Lineage: Eukaryota; Fungi; Glomeromycota; Glomeromycetes; Diversisporales; Gigasporaceae.